Hyalella azteca is the source of this 5899-nucleotide messenger RNA. RefSeq lists its product as uncharacterized. The transcript is spliced from 15 exons. The record is from RefSeq and is a predicted model, not a curated record. Gene Ontology annotation, cellular component: nucleus. Gene Ontology annotation, molecular function: RNA polymerase II cis-regulatory region sequence-specific DNA binding; DNA-binding transcription factor activity, RNA polymerase II-specific. The coding region runs from base 259 to 4680 and encodes 1473 amino acids. Lineage: Eukaryota; Metazoa; Arthropoda; Malacostraca; Amphipoda; Hyalellidae. Gene Ontology annotation, biological process: regulation of transcription by RNA polymerase II.
AGACGAGUUGAUUGCAUCAAAGAAUUUUUAGAAUCUGAUUUAUUGUGACUGAUUAUUAAUGAAGUGUGCUUAUAUCACUGUUAUAUCAGUAAAGAAAUAUCCGUAUUAAAGGUUUACAGACUGUUGAUCAAACAAUGUGCAUUUGCUGUGGGAUUUCUGUCUAGUACAUAUCUUGAAACACGAAACCAUAUUUUGUUAGUGUGAGAUUCAGAAAUACUGAACUUGACGGAAAGGAGACGGUGUUCAAAUAUAGGCGCGAUGGUGCUCAUACACAAGAAGAUAUUCCGAGAAGAUCGGCUCCUACAAAUUGCCCUGGCGUUGUCUGUGCUAAGGAUGGUGCCCGAUUUGAUUCAAUCUGCACCGCCCUUGUCUUCGUUGGAGCAUAAUCCUAUGUUUGAGCAGCACGCUGACAUCAUGGACUACUUCGGCAUCACCAGAGACCAAGUCUUGCAUCACUUAUCUCACGAGCUUCUUGCUCGACUUCAUCACGACGAACUACAGAACCUUCUUAACUCUGCCAACAUUCAUCACCCGGAUUAUGGAGAAACAUCUUUUGAACACUUGCAUCACCAGCAGUUUGAUCUUGGUGACACGAUGGGACAAAGUCCUUGGCGUCAUCAUUCCCGCAUUUCCAGGCAUCUCGAUGGUCCAUCUUACGACUGGAACGUGCCUGAGAUUUUGCCCAGUGUGUCCCUGAAAGAGAGGGAGGCUGUGAUGGAAAGACUCAUGGCUCUGGCUGAUGGUAACGCCAACGCCCGACUCAACGGUUUGGUGAGUGGCCGUCGUGUACCCAUUCUUGAAACAACCUCUCAGCGACAGGGUCCCAAUAGUGAGCUAGUGCCUUCACCGAGCAAAGGCGACGCAAUACCUACUGAAGACAUUAAUGUUGGAGAAGAGAAUCAAAGAUGCGUGCAGCGCCGAGCAGAAUCUUUCAACAUCCAAGCAUACAUGCUGGUAGGACAGACUACUGUCAUUCCUAACAGCACAUCAGCGAACGGCUCACGAGACGUAUUGCGUCCUCUCACGAACCCCACACCUCCUUCUUCUGCGCCAGCAUCUCCUCCACCUUCUUCUGCGCAACCAGCUACUCCAACGUUACCGGAUCAUUCCACUCCACCGUUAUCGCCCUUGCCUCAUGCCCACUCCUCUGAGGACUUUUCUUCUUCUUCCUUGGAUAACACUGCUGCUGCAUCCCAUCCUGCAUCUUCUCGUUUCAUUCGAAAUUUCCCGCUCCUGGGCCUGUCCACGACUGGCCUGCGCGUGAACGAAGGACUGCUUUUGCCUGCAUUGCAGGCCGCUCUGCCCUACAUCGACGAGUUCACCAUCGAGGAGCGGGCCGUGUUGCAGGCGCUAUGGAUGCAGGAUCAGGACCUGGGUGUGCCGUGGGACAUCUACGAGGAACCCGAGCCUCCUCUCCUGCAGCAGGAGGAGGUGCAGGAGUUGCCGCUCAAGGGGUUACUCGUGAAAGGCGAGACGCUGUUGUCGAGAGGAGCCUUGGACGCGUCAGGAGACUACACCGCUACUGGCGGUGGCGGGGGCGGGGGCGGUCAGCCUGAGGGUGACGCGAGCGGCUACAGCGGUGAAGACAGAGAGGGCGCUUGGACCAGUCUUAACUUCACCCUAGACGCCGAGACAGGUGAACACUUCCGAUUGUUCGACUGUGAUAUCCGUGAAGAGUUCAAGCCUGAAUACCAUCACACAUCUCCCUCCGUCGUCUCAUCUGAAUCAUUAUCCAAGCACGAACUAAAGGAAGAGCUCGUCUCAGACGAGGGUCUUGAAGAUAUCUGUCGUCCCUCUCGCAACGAACCCUCAUCUCAGUACUCAGAGUAUGACCACUUGCUAUCUGAACCUACUUGCCAAGUUGGACAAAAAGGGCAAAAGUCAGACAAAUUCACAACUAAGGACCUUUUUCAUGAAGCAGCCGAAGCUCUCCUGUUAGAUACUCUGCCAUCGGGAACGAGAUUGCCUGAAGGCUUCUUGCCUCUCGCGAACUGUGCAGAUUCGCGGCCUACUGCGGGUCCUGUUUCCUCUCUUUCUUCAGAGAUUAAAAUCGAGGAACCCUUUUCUUAUGACCCUGCUGGAAAUUUAGUUCAGGCGUUAGCCAAUGCUGACACUCUGAGAGACUCUGCAGCGCUCAACAUCUCUUCUGUUGACAUUGAAAACCUUUCUUCGAUCCUCAGCAGUGAAGACACGGAUGCCAUUAAUGCACUGAUCCAAGACAUUCCUCAGGAGCUCGACGUUGAUGGUCUCUUCAAUAGAAGUGACCUCAAUUUCAGCCUCGACGAAUUCAGCUUCGAGGGCUUUCCCGAGGAGCUACAAGUGGUUAAUGAUAGCGGACGGCAGACCGAGACAAUUAAAGUGGAGAAUACAUCCAACGCCCAAAGCUCUCUUCCUGGUUAUUCCCCCUUCUUUUCGCUCGGUGCUGCAAACGACGACGAGUCGCAAAGCUACAAACGACGUCGUUUGUUCGACCAUUUUGAAAACUUUGCUUCUGAGGAUCCCAGAACUCGCAUCCGACGUCCCUCAUCGUCAGCCAGCAGCGGUCACGGCACUUUGAGUGACGACUCGGACGGAGUUGCGACCCCAACUGCUUCGUCCGCUGCUGUUCUGGACAACUUUGACCUCUUCUCAAGCACUAGUAAUAACAGUGGCAUUAUUGAGAGCUCCGGAGACCUGCCUGACUUAGGCAUCGGAGCUGACAGCGUUGACUUGGGAUCUCUGGCUUCCCUCAACUGCCUCAACUCUUCGCUCGAUGAAAUGAUCCAAGCCUCCUACCAGCACAACAGAGCUAUGCAGGGCCGUAUGGGCGGGAUGCUGCGCGGCGGCUCCAUGGACCAGCGCUGGCAGGACCUCGCGUCGCUGCUGAGCCUCCCGUCCUCAGGGGAGGGGGCCACAUCCCCUACCCUGCACCAUCCUCCCCCUGUUGGUCCCCCCACAUCUACCGCCAUGACCACCCAUCACCACCAUCAUCACCAUCACCACCAUCCUCCUCCUCCCAACCAUCUUCUUCACCAGCCAGCUCCACUCAUGACACCGUCUCAUCACUCUGGUCCACCACCACCUCCACCACCACCACCCCACCAACAGCAGCCUCCCACCAUCCACCACCCCCACGCCCUCUACCCUGCACAUGAUGUGGUGGGGGGCGGCAGUCUGGCCAGGGGGGGGCUACUGCACAACGCUGCCUUGCCCCCCGACCCCAACACCCACGACAUCACCUACGCCAACUCCAUGGGCGCCACAAGUCACCUGGGUGCCAGCGGCAGCAACACCCAGACCCCGGAGCACCUGGGUGACCAUCAUCACCACCAUCAUCACCCACACCAUCAUCAGCAUCACCAGUACAAAAUGGAGACAUCAUCGCCAUCAUCCUCCCUCAUACCAGCACCUCCCGCUCCACCCGCUCUCCCCCACGACAUGCUCUACUAUCAGUCGAGCGGCGGCGGCGGCGGGGGUAGUUCUGAACUAGCAAGUACAGGCGGUGGCCACCCGCAUCCAUCAACAGGAGCACAGCACGGUGAUGGAUUCUUGUCCUCCAUCCUUGGAGAAGACGACCUGCAUCUAAUGGACAUGGCUAUAGCGUCUGAUUACCCACGUGUAAGUGGUCACCCCGCAAGCACUAGUGGUGGCAGCGGGGUGCUGUCCCCCCACGGACUCCUUGGGUCCUCAGGGGGGGACUAUGCUAACAACGCAGCGUACAGGGGCUGGAGUCUCAGUCCCGACGACCAGCAGCGGCUCGCCGCCCCCGUGGCGCAGAAGAAACAUCACAUGUUCGGCAAGCGCUACUUCCAGGACGGCCCGCCUGAGGUGCCUCCGCAUCACGGCAGCAACCGCAGCAGCCUUGUGGGCAACAACAGUCAUUACCCCACCCCCUACCAACAACCCCCCAGCGCCAUGGAUACAACCCCCGCCCCCUCCUCACACAUCCCUGACCCCAUGGAGCUCAAGUAUUCCUGCUCCAUGGACUUCAGGGGACACCAUGAAGUAUCAUCUUCACUGGAGCACAUCCAUCAUAACCACACAUACCACAUGUCACCUGAGGGGCCAUCUGGACUGCCUCGGCCAUCACAGAGAGACCCUAAUAAAAGUAAAGCCCGUAAGCCUGAACCCGAACGUGCCUUAACCCGUGAUGAAAAACGAGCUCGAGCUCUGAACCUGCCCAUCUCAUGUGAUGACAUAAUCCACUUACCAAUGGAUGAGUUCAAUGAAAGGAUCUCUAAGUAUGACCUCACCGAGAAUCAGCUCUCACUCAUCAGAGAUAUCAGAAGAAGAGGGAAGAAUAAGGUGGCUGCUCAGAAUUGCCGUAAACGUAAAUUGGAUCAGAUCAUGCAUUUAGCUGAGGAAGUUAAAGUGAUACAGAGUCGCAAGAAUGAACUCAUAUCCCAGUAUGAGUUUCUAAGUGGGGAGAGACUUCGAGUCAAGCAUAAAUUCUCUCUUCUUUAUAGACACAUAUUCCAGCACCUGCGAGAUAGCGAGGGUCAGCCAUAUUCGCCACACGACUAUAACCUGCAACAGUCAGCUGACGGCAGUGUACUCCUGGUGCCCAAGUCCGCUCCUCACCUGCCCCUGGACCCUGGUCUGCCUCCUAUUCCAACCAAUUCCAGUAAACAGGAUGACGACCCUAGCAAAGGCCGGCCAUCUCAUCAGCAACCUCCUCACCAACAUCACAAUCCUCAUUGACGAUAUCAUUAAUGCUCUUGCUAACAACAUUAGAAUUAAUAUACUUACGAGUUGUGCUAUUUUUUAAAAGACUUCAACAUUAUUCGUUUUGUUGGUCAGUUUAGUCAAGUAUUUCCAAUUAGAUCGUCCAAUGUUGCAAUUCCGACGGAGUGGUGUCAUUUUCCUCCUGAGACCAUUUGGCUUUAUUCCAGUAGCUCUCUGGCUUUAUAUAAGGUGGUAUUAUGUUUAUUAUUUUUGUGCAUUGAGUUCUGAUUAAGUAAGGCUGUAUCAGCCCGAUGCUCGUGAGGUACGUAAGAAACUUUCAAGUUCAUUUUCGCGCCUUUUACAUUGCAUCAGCUCUGCGGCCAAUUGUUAACUUCUUGUUACAGUUAUUAGUUAUUUAAAAGUGUGCAUGACAACUUCAUCUGUAUAGUGACCUGGUACCAUUACAAUUGCGAGUCUUUAUGUUUUAGAAUAAUGACGAAAAGAAGCUACGCAGCUUCUCGAUAUUGUACAUUUAAUCAUAUGUAUGUUUCUUGCAGCAUGUCGGAACAUGUGUUUCUUCGUGUCGGCGAACUGUAUCUUUAUGACAAGGUGUUCCUGACUAUCAGAAUUGGUUUUCUUUAGCAAUUCUAAAGCGAGUUCAAAUAUCAGGAGCAUCAUAUUGAUCCACUUAUGACUUAUAUAAUACAAAUGCUAUCUGUGGAGGUGGCUGUGCAUAGUGUAAAUAUUGAAGUAGUUUCUUCCUCUAGACUGUUACUUGUAUAUCUUGGACAAGUUGGAUUAUGUGAACGUGCCUUCAUGCGAGGUGAUUGCCCGCUGCUCUUGAUGGUCUCUUCGUGGAAUAUUAGCUUAAUUUUCCUUGAAAAUGUUCUCCCUAUAUGAUAUCUGACACUCAGCUUAAGAAAAUAACUUGGAAUUGGAAACCCGCUGGUGUCUAGCAUUUUUUCAAAAUUAUUUUAAAAUAAUUUCUCAACUUUCCCAAUGAUGUUAUAUGGACUUUUCUCCAUUUUCAGAUAACGAAAAAUUGAGUAUUUGAUGUAUUAAGUACUACAAUUUUUGUAACAUUUUUUGUCAUUGUUCGAAAUCUGUGAUAAAUAGGAAGUUUUGUGCUCAAUGGUUCAGUUUGAUCUAUCAGCUUUACUCUUUACUUCGUGCCUGAUUGCUCAUUUUCGUGUCUUUUUUUUUAUGUUCGAGUCUCACGCAUUAACACAAUUAAAAAAAAAAAACUUCUGAAGUU